Molecule: messenger RNA, 4379 nt
Organism: Prunus avium (sweet cherry)
Lineage: Eukaryota; Viridiplantae; Streptophyta; Magnoliopsida; Rosales; Rosaceae
Source: RefSeq, a predicted model, not a curated record
UGAAUUCUGAUGUGAGAGAGUGAGUUGAGUUAAAAAGGAAACAGAUGGCUUGUACUUGAUCAUCUGUGAGCUGAUCGGCGUAUAUUAUUAUGUUUUGGUAACAAAAACAAAAAUUACCGAGCAAGGGAAGUUAAACGAAUUGAGCGAGAUAAGUGAGAAGCAAAGAAUGAUAAGAGCGAGAAAAGCCAGAAGAGGAGGUGGAGGAGGAGGAGCAGCAGCAAAUCUUCCUUGAUAUUUCCAAACUGAGUGUGAGAGAGAGAGAGAGCUAAAGAAAUUGUAGCAACGCUGUCGGUGGGCAUAGUUGCAGAUGUGGGAGUAGCUAGCAGCUACAAUAAAUAAGGAUAAGACGGGAGAUCGAUCUCUAGCUGUCUGAAUUCUGAAAUGGAGGCGAGUGCUGGUUUAGUUGCCGGCUCUCACAACCGGAAUGAGCUUGUCGUCAUCCGCCGUGAACGUGAUGGGGAAUCUGCUCCGAAAGCAUUACAGGGGCAGAUUUGCCAGAUUUGUGGAGAUGAUGUAGGCCUGACUGCAGACGGGGAGCUGUUCGUGGCCUGUAACGAGUGUGCCUUUCCCAUUUGCCGCACUUGCUAUGAGUAUGAGCGCUGCGAGGGAAGCCAAGUCUGUCCUCAGUGCAAGACCCGCUUCAAACGUCUUAAGGGGUGUGCCAGGGUGCAGGGUGAUGAAGAAGAAGAUGGUGUGGAUGACUUGGAGCACGAAUUCAGUUUUGAUGCAACAAGGAGCAGACAUGGUAUGCAGCAGGCGCUUGCUGCAGACACAAUGCUUCACGGCCACAUGACCUAUGGCCGUGCCUCUGACUCUGAUUUCCCUCAAGUCCUUCAUCCCAUCCCCCAACAUCCCCUCCUUACAAAUGGUCAAAUGGUUGAUGAUAUCCCUCCUGAACAACAUGCUUUGGUCCCUUCUUUCAUGGGAACUACUGCCGGAGGCAAAAGGAUCCACCCUCUUCCUUUCUCAGAUCCUGCCUUUCCAGUACAAGCCAGAUCCAUGGAUCCUUCCAAAGACCUCGCUGCUUAUGGCUAUGGUAGUGUUGCUUGGAAGGAAAGGAUGGAGAGUUGGAAGCAAAAGCAAGAGAAAUUACAGAUGAUGAAACAUGAAAAUGGUGGCAAAGAUUGGGACUAUGAUGGGGAUGGGAAUGGCCCUGAUCUACCACUAAUGGAUGAGGCAAGACAGCCCUUGUCAAGAAAAUUGCCAAUUCCAUCGAGCCAAAUCAAUCCUUACCGAAUGAUCAUCAUGAUUCGACUUGUUGCUCUUGGAUUCUUCUUUCAUUAUCGGGUCAUGCAUCCUGUGAAUGAUGCAUAUGCACUGUGGCUCAUCUCAGUAAUUUGUGAGAUUUGGUUUGCUGUUUCAUGGAUUCUUGAUCAGUUCCCAAAGUGGCUUCCCAUUGACAGGGAAACUUAUCUGGACAGAUUGUCCCUGAGGUAUGAGAAAGAAGGCCAGCCUUCACAACUUUGCCCUGUUGAUAUUUAUGUCAGUACAGUUGAUCCGUUGAAGGAGCCUCCUUUGGUGACUGCAAACACUGUUCUUUCCAUUCUUGCAGUGGACUACCCUGUCGACAAGGUCUCAUGUUAUGUUUCAGAUGAUGGUGCUGCUAUGCUGACAUUUGAGGCACUGUCUGAAACAUCUGAGUUUGCUAAAAAGUGGGUCCCUUUCUGUAAGAAGUUUAGCAUAGAACCACGGGCACCUGAAUGGUAUUUUGCACAAAAGAUAGAUUAUCUUAAAGAUAAGGUGCUUCCAUCAUUUGUGAAGGAACGGAGAGCAAUGAAGAGAGAAUAUGAAGAGUUUAAAGUUCGAAUCAAUGCUUUGGUUGCUAAAGCUCAGAAGGUUCCAGAAGAAGGAUGGACGAUGCAAGAUGGAACUCCGUGGCCUGGAAAUAAUGUUCGUGAUCAUCCUGGGAUGAUUCAGGUGAGAGUCUCAGCUGUUCUUACGAAUGCACCUUACUUGUUGAACUUGGAUUGUGAUCACUAUAUCAAUAAUAGUAAAGCUCUUAGAGAGUCAAUGUGUUUCAUGAUGGAUCCGUUGGUAGGAAAGAGAGUGUGCUAUGUCCAGUUCCCACAGAGAUUUGAUGGUAUCGACAGGCAUGACCGAUAUGCCAACCGAAAUACGGUGUUCUUCGAUAUUAACAUGAAAGGCUUGGAUGGAAUCCAAGGGCCUAUCUACGUCGGGACUGGAUGUGUCUUCAGAAGGCAGGCUCUCUAUGGUUAUGAUGCUCCAAAAACAAAGAAGCCACCAACCAGGACAUGCAACUGCUUGCCAAAAUGGUGCUGUUGUGGAUGCUUUUGUUCUGGAAAGAGGAAGAAGGCCAACAAACCUAAGACUGAUAUGAAGAAAAGGAAUUCCAGGAAGGGAGAUACAGAGGCUCUGGCACCUGUCUGUGCUCUGGAGGGUAUCGAAGAGGGCAUUGAAGGUGUUGAAGUUAAAAAUUUGACUCUGAUGUCUGAGGAGAAGUUGGAAAAGAAGUUUGGGCAGUCUUCUGUGUUUGUGGCAUCCACCUUGCUAGAGGAUGGAGGGACACUGAAAAGCACCAGCCCAGCAUCUCUGCUUAAAGAAGCCAUCCAUGUCAUUAGCUGUGGCUAUGAAGAUAAAACAGAAUGGGGAAAGGAGGUUGGCUGGAUAUAUGGUUCAGUUACAGAGGAUAUCCUAACAGGCUUUAAAAUGCAUUGCCAUGGGUGGCGAUCCAUAUAUUGUAUCCCUGCAAGGCCUGCAUUUAAAGGGUCUGCUCCCAUUAAUCUGUCUGAUCGUUUGCACCAAGUCCUUCGGUGGGCCCUUGGAUCAAUCGAAAUAUUCUUGAGUAGGCAUUGCCCUCUUUGGUACGGGUAUGGAGGGGGUCUGAAGUGGUUGGAACGUCUGUCUUACAUAAAUGCUACUGUAUAUCCAUGGACAUCCAUUCCACUUCUUGCUUAUUGCACUCUACCUGCUGUAUGUCUGCUAACAGGCAAAUUUAUCACUCCAGAGCUGAGCAAUGUUGCUAGCUUGUGGUUUCUGUCUCUUUUCGUCUGCAUCUUUACAACGAGCAUAUUGGAAAUGAGAUGGAGUGGCGUUGGCAUUGAUGAGUGGUGGAGAAAUGAGCAGUUUUGGGUGAUUGGAGGGGUGUCAGCGCAUUUGUUUGCUGUGUUUCAAGGGAUUUUAAAGGUUUUAGCUGGUGUUGAUACAAACUUUACUGUGACAUCAAAAGCAGGGGACGACGCAGAUUUCUCGGAGCUUUAUGCAUUUAAGUGGACGACAUUGCUCAUCCCACCAACCACACUGCUCAUAAUAAACUUGAUAGGCGUAGUCGCUGGAGUCUCCAAUGCUAUAAACAAUGGGUAUGAGUCAUGGGGGCCUCUGUUUGGUAAGCUCUUCUUUGCCUUCUGGGUUAUUGUUCACCUCUAUCCUUUCCUCAAGGGUCUGCUUGGUAGGCAGAACAGAACUCCUACAAUCAUUAUUGUGUGGUCAAUACUGCUGGCUUCCAUCUUCUCCCUUUUAUGGGUUCGGGUUGAUCCAUUCUUGGCCAAGUCGGAUGGCCCAGUCCUGGAGGAAUGUGGAUUGGACUGCCAUUAACACCACAUAUUGUGUGCCAUUCAUAUACAAUCCUUGUGCAACUGGCUGGCGUAUGAUACAAACAAAUUAUAAAGUUUUGUUAUGUGCCUUUGAGUGAAUGUGAUCAGUGUUCAGUGUUCAGUGACAGACGGGUCUGCAAGUUGUAGAUUAAAUACAUGCAUGGCACGGCACGGCACGGGUCUCUUUUCGAACAGCUCCUUCCCUUCUCGUGUUCGGUUAUUGGUUUUGGUUUGGGAAAUUCUAAAUAUCAAGUCCAACUCUGAUCCGAGCUGUUGCCUGGCUGGCUGCUGUCUGUAACUACUUCUUUGAGCGCUUUGUCGCGUCGUUAUCGGAUUGUAUAUAGAGCUCUUGCUACGGCUCUAGCUUUGGUGCUUGCACCAAUACUGUCCACUCCCUUGAUAUCGAUCCUUUGGUAUAUACCAUGCUGGUGUUGUGAUUGGUUGCUGUUUUCUUCUUAGUGCACAAGUGGACUCAGGUGUGAAGUGGAAAGUGACUCUUGGAGGAAUGUUCUUGUGCUGAUGUGCUUCUAUUUUUUUGGGAAAUUUUGUUCUUGACAUAAGAUCGGUGGGUCUCUAUGUGCAACUAUGCUAACUUAUGUGGAGGAUGUGAAUCCCCUCCUUUGUGGCCAUAUUGGUGCGGUAGGUGUGUUCUCCGGUCCCUUUGUGGCGACGGUGGCUCGGUUUUGUAUUUUGUUUUGAUUUUGUAUGGGGAAGAUUUGUUAUACUAGGUUGUUCUGGUUCUUAGUUUAAUCUUCCCUGUGCUUGUGGUACUUUGUUUCUGCAUUGGCAUUUUUGGCCUUGUAUUCUCUGUUUGUUUCCUUUCCAUUU